This is a messenger RNA of Acanthoscelides obtectus, 594 nucleotides long. NCBI's taxonomy places the organism in Eukaryota, Metazoa, Arthropoda, Insecta, Coleoptera, Chrysomelidae. The record is from the annotation of a GenBank genome assembly.
AUGUCUUCCCUUAGGGCAGAUGGGAGAAUUGGUUCAGACCAGGGAAAAACUAAAGGUGGCAACACUGCGAAACUGCUGAUCGGAUUUGCUGAGAGGAGUUGGAAUUUGAGAAAGUCACUUUCUUCUCUAGAACUUCAGCAAGAAGUGGAUAAAAUAACCGAGGAGGACGGGGAGUUCACGGAUUUUUCCGACUUCUCAGAUGUUGAUCCCGAUUACAAUAACUCUGGCAGCGAGUUGAGUGGGGAGUCCAAUAAUGAAUCCAGUUCAUCAGAUGAUGACGAAUUAAUACAGGAUGAAGGUCACGAACCCGAGCCGACAAUAUUAGAUCCCUCAAAUAAACAAUUUGAUUUUGUUUGGUACGACUACUCUGGGAAUCAUCAAACAUUUCAAUUCAGCGGUAAUGAAGAAAUUCAUCCUAAUUUAGCUAAGGACAGUGUUGGGCUUCGAGGGAGAUCAAAGAAGACAAUUAAUAGAAAGUGGGACGAAUUAGCGAUAUGUCUGAAUACUCAUGGAUCUGGAGCUACAAUGCUGGAGAAGGAUAAUAAGAAGAGUAGUGGUGAAGAUGAGAUAACGAGCAUAAUCAUGAAAAAUUGA